AUGGAUACGGAAAAAAACAAUAUUUUUAAUUGUGAUAUAUUAAUAUGUGGAACAAGUCUGUUGAACACCUUAUUAUCAGUUUAUUUUUCUAUUAAAAAUUAUAAAGUAAUAAAUAUUGAUAAAAAUAGUUAUUAUGGUGAUGUUAACUGUUCAUUAAAUUUUAAUCAAUUUGAAGAUGAAAAGAAGAAUUUAGAGAAUUUUUAUGAGGAAUUUAUACCCUUUUCAAGUUUAGAUAAAAGAAAAAAAAAACUCCUUAAAGAAAUAAUUGUGAAUUAUUUUCAAUUAAAUAACAAUAAGUUUAAUAUUGAUUUAAAUCCAAAAAUAAUAUACAAUGAAAGUAAUAUUGUUAAUUUACUGGUCAUUUUAAAUGCUCAUAUUUAUAUAAGCUUUAUAGGCAUACAAAACUUUUAUUUAACUUACAAAAAAAGUAAUAAAAUUGAGAAAAUCAUUAAAAAUGUAGAAGAAAAAGAUAAUGUAAAUGAUAAAUUAUUUACAUUAGGUAAAAUAAAAAAUAGUGUUAUGAAUGAAAAAGAGGAUAAAAAUAAAAAAUCAAAUGAAGUAAUUACAAUGAAUAAAAAUGAAAUAAUCAGUAAAAAUGAAGGGGAAAAAGAAAUGAAGAAAAUCAAUAAUAUAGUGAGCAAAGAUAUUGAUAGUAUUUGCACUAAAUCUAAUGAAGAUAAAGAUGAUUUAAUUAUACUAAAAAUCCCUUUGAAUAAAUCACAAGUUUUUCUAGACCCUAAUUUAAAUCUUAAUGAAAAAAGAAUGAUUAUGAAUUUUAUUUAUAAAAACAUUGACUAUGAUAAAAACUAUAGUUUCUCAAAUUUUUCUAAUCAUUCUUUUUUAAAAAAAUCAAAUACAACGCAAAAGGAAAUUUUUAAAAAUAAUGAAUAUUCUAUAAAUGAAGUAAAAAAUAACUCUAUUGAUAAUGAAAAACAAAAAAAUAUAAAUGGUGAAAAUAUUAAUAUUUUGGAGUAUUUAAGAACAUAUAAUAUUAAUGAUAAAAUAACUGAUUAUAUAGUAUAUGGUAUAGGUUUAUUCGAUUUACAAUUAAAAUAUAGUAAAAAUAUGAAUAUUUCAAAGUAUUAUUUAAGUGGUUAUACAAAAGAAAAAAUAUAUGUUAUGAAUAAAAAAGAGUUUUUACAGCGUUUGCAUAUUUUAAUAAAUUCUUUAAAUAAAUUUAAAUUACAAAAUCUUUUUGAGAAUGCUUUUAUUUACCCAUGUUAUGGAUUAAAUGAUAUUAUAUAUGCCUUGUCAAGAGUUUCCUGUCUAAAUAAUUGCAUAUAUAUGAUUAAUAGAAAAAUUCAAAAUAUAUUAUAUGAUGAUUUUUAUAUUAAUAAAAAAAAAAAAAAAAAAGACAAUACUUUGCAAAUAAAAGAAGUUAUCCUAGACAAUGGAUACAAAAUUAGAGCUAAGUUUUUUAUUUCAUCUGGAUCUAAUAUGAAUUUCAAUGAAAUGAAAAAGCAUGUUUUAAAAAAAAAAAAUAAAAAAAAUUCUAAACAAAAAAAAACUCAUAUAAGAACUAAUAGACUAAUAGUUAUAAGUACCUAUUCAUUGAUUGGUAAAAGUGGUCUUUCUUUUUAUAUACAUAAACAAAAGAAACCAGAAGAAAAAGAAAUGAAGGAUGAUAAUUCUUAUAUUUGUGUUCAUAUUUUGCAAUUAGAUUAUAAUAGUGGUUCUUGCCCUGUUGGCUUUUUUUUAACCUACUUUACUUAUUUAGAAAUUGAAGAGGAAGAAAAAAUUACAUAUGAUGACUCUAAUAUUUACAAAAACCAAGAAAAUGAGAACAAAAUAAAUAAUUCAAAAUUUCAGAAACCAUCAAAUUUUUUGUUACUACUUGAUGUGUUAAUAUUAUUUAUUAACAAAUACAAAAAUAAUAAUAAAUGUAUCGAUUUAUGCUUACCAAUAAAAGAUGUGUAUAAUGAAAAAUUACUCGAAAAAAUUAAAAUUUUUUUAAAUGAUAAAGAGUCAAAAAAAGAGCAAGAACUUGAUCUAAAUAAUGAAAUAAAAAAUGAAAAUAAUAAUAUAAGUAAUGAGGUUAAAGAUAUAAAAAUUGAAAAUAAUGACGAAAAAAAUGAGAUUAAUAAAAUGAAAAAGGAUUUUUUUAUAAAUUCUUUUAACGAUAUAUUGAGAAACGAAGGAAUUAUUUAUUACGCUUAUUAUGAAUACAAACCUAUUAUAUAUAGAAAAGAUACUAUAAAAAUUAUUAAUGAAAACAUAGAUUAUUAUAAAAGUAUAUUUGAAAAUAUACAAAAUGAAAAGGAAAAAGGAAACGAAAAUGAAGAAAUGAAAGAAAAAGAAAUGGAAAAAGAUGAAAUAAAUGAUAGUAAUUCUGAUGAAAUAAAUGAUAGUAAAUUUAAUGAAAUAAAUCAAAAAAAUAAAGAUGGAUAUAAGAAUUAUGAAUUUAAUCAAAUAAAUAAUUAUUAUAAUAAAAAUGAAAUUAUUGAAUUAAAAGAAAACAAAAAUAUUUGCAAUUUAUUAUUCACAAAUGACAUUCACAACUAUCCGAUUUACCCUAUGAUUGAAGAUGUAUCUAUGUUCUUUUAUAUAAUUAGUAAGAUUCAUAAAAGUAUUGAAAAAAAUCAAAAUGAAACAAUAUAUGAUACAUUUAAUGAUAUGAAAACCUUUUUUAAUUAUCAACCUAUAUAG
Messenger RNA from Plasmodium relictum, 2646 nucleotides. RefSeq names its product GDP dissociation inhibitor, putative. NCBI's taxonomy places the organism in Eukaryota, Apicomplexa, Aconoidasida, Haemosporida, Plasmodiidae. Gene Ontology annotation, cellular component: nucleus; Rab-protein geranylgeranyltransferase complex; cytosol. The record is from RefSeq and is a predicted model, not a curated record. Gene Ontology annotation, biological process: small GTPase-mediated signal transduction; protein geranylgeranylation; vesicle-mediated transport. The transcript has a single exon. Bases 1 to 2646 code for a protein of 881 amino acids. Gene Ontology annotation, molecular function: GDP-dissociation inhibitor activity.